Molecule: messenger RNA, 1016 nt
Organism: Hypoxylon trugodes
Lineage: Eukaryota; Fungi; Ascomycota; Sordariomycetes; Xylariales; Hypoxylaceae
Exons: 2
Coding region: 232-930 (232 amino acids)
Molecular function (GO): electron transfer activity
Source: RefSeq, a predicted model, not a curated record
UGCUGCUCCCGCUGCCUCCUUGGCUUUGUGUUUUUUUCUCUUCUCUAUUCAGCUUCUCUACGUUUCUCAUUGGGAUCUUCAUUUUUCUCUUGUUUUUCCUCACUUUCACUUCAUACCAUAAUCUUCGUCAGGCUAGUCCUACACAGCGCGAGUCGCUUAUUGAAUAUUCGCUCUCUUCGAACGACUUUCUUUUAUUAGAUAAAGUUAGGAAAACUCAUCAAAACCGCCAGAAUGCAGUUCACUACCGCUACUCUCCUCGCCCUCUUGGGUGCUGCUUCCGCUCAGAAGGUCCAUGUCGUUUCGGUCGGUUCCCCGAACGGUACUCUCGCUUUCAGCCCCGACAACGUGAAGGCGGAUGUGGGUGAUAUGAUCCAGUUCCAAUUCCGAGGUGGCAACCACAGUGUAGCUCAGUCCAACUUCGACAACCCGUGCACACCCAUCGCCCAGACAACCAACAUGACUGGUGUUUUCUCCGGCUACCAACCCGUAGCCGCCAGCGCCGCUAUGGGCAUGAUCCCUACCUACACUAUGAUGGUCGCCGCCAAGACGCCUCAGUGGUUCUACUGUUCUCAGGCCAAGCACUGCCAAAACGGUAUGGUUAUGGUCGUUAACGAGAACACUGCUGCCAACGCUUCCCGAAGCUUGACUGCUUUCAAGGACCUUGCUAAGGCCGCUACCGCCAACAUUGCUCCCUCCACUGCCACCAGCGGUUCUGGCAACAGCACAUCCGGUGGUUCUACUGGCUCCACUGGUGGCUCUACCUCUGGCUCUGGUUCCUCAUCCGGUAGCGGCAGUGGCAGCGCCGAUGCCUCCCAGAGCAGCUCUACACCGGGCGCCUCUUCCGACGUCCCGACAGCCGGUGCCAGCGUCGCCGGUGUCUCCGCCUCUAUGGGUCUCGUCGGUAUUGUUGCUGCUCUUUUCAUGCUAUGAUAGGACUGUACUAGGGUUGAAGUAGGCAGUAAAUGAGGCUCAUGUCAUAGAGCUAUGACUUAAUGACUGGAAGCAGUGGGCCAUAC